This is a messenger RNA of Perkinsus marinus ATCC 50983, 2696 nucleotides long. RefSeq names its product DEAD box ATP-dependent RNA helicase, putative. Gene Ontology annotation, molecular function: nucleic acid binding; ATP binding. The record is from RefSeq and is a predicted model, not a curated record. Bases 9 to 2663 code for a protein of 884 amino acids. Gene Ontology annotation, cellular component: nucleus. The transcript has 15 exons. Gene Ontology annotation, biological process: ribosome biogenesis. Lineage: Eukaryota; Perkinsozoa; Perkinsida; Perkinsidae.
UUGUUUAUAUGUCUAAUCUCGAUCUUGAUCUCAACUUCAUCGUCGGAGGGGAUAAGUCUAAUAGUAAUAAUGUAAUAGUAGGAGGAGUAGGAGGAUAUAGAAGUGGUGGUUAUAUUGGUAAAGGGAAUAAUAGCUCAAGUAGAGUUAUUAAAGAGGGACGACAACGACUACUACGACAACACUAUGAUGUUGUAAGGAAUGAUAAUAGGAGACAACAUAAGAAGAAGAAGAAUGAUGAAGAAGAUAAUGCCAAGGUCACUACUACUAGUACUAGGCAAAUGCCUACAAAUGAGCAGCAGCAUCAUCAUGAUGAUGAUGACUCUACUCCUGAUGAUGAUGAUGAUGAUCAUCAUAAUAUAUCACUAUCACGAGCAUUAUCAACGACCACUACCACUACUACCACUAGAGCAUUGAAGAGUUAUUCAUCUAUCCCACAUAAAAUAGUGAUACACUGUGGUGCUGGUAAUCAUAAAGAAAGUAAAUCUAGUGGUAUAUUCUGUGCUACACAAUUCAAUCAAAUACAUACAUUGGAUAAAUCAAUAUUAUCACAAUUACAACAUCUUAAAUAUGAUGUAUGUACAAAUGUACAAUCACAGACAAUACCCAUAGCAUUAGAAGGUAAGGAUUGUCUUAUACGAUCGAGUACAGGUUCGGGUAAGACAUUAGCAUUUGGUGUACCUAUAGUUGAUAGACUAAAGAAACUAAUACCAGAACCAGUUAGAAAGGAUGGUGUUCUAUGUGUUAUAUUAUCACCAACUAAAGAGUUGGCGCUACAAACUGUUAAUGUAAUGGAAAAGUUAACUCAGAUGAUGCCAAAUAUCGUAUGUGGAUCACUUACUGGUGGGGAGAAUCCUAAAAGUGAGAAGUCUAGGAUAAGAAAGGGUAUUAAUAUAUUAUGUGCUACUCCAGGAAGAUUAAAUUACCAUUUGAGUAAUACAUCAUCAUUAAAGGUUGAUAAAUGUAUGGUAUUAGUAAUGGAUGAGGCCGAUAGAUUAUUAGAUAUGGGAUUUGAAGUACAAGUAAAGGAUAUCUAUAAUAGAUUACAUAAUAAUGUAACCAACAAUAAUAAUAAUAAUAAUACCAACAACAACAUACAGUGUAUGUUGGUAUCGGCUACAUUGAAUAAUAAAGUAGAAGAAUUAGCUAAAUGGGCACUAGAUGAUGAGGCAAGGUGGAUUGAUUGUGAUAAUACACCUCCAAAGAAACUGAAACAAUCAGCAAUUAUAUAUGAUGAAGAGAAGGAUAAGUUACCAUUACUAAUAGGGCUUCUACUCAAGGUAUGCAAUAGUCGAGAUCAACAACAGCAUCAUCAUCAACGUGAUGAUGGUUAUGGUUAUGAUGAGAGUCAUCGUAUAAUGGUAUUCACCUCUAAUUGUGCUACAGUUGAUUAUCUACAUAAUCUAUUAACUACUUUACCCUGGCCUAUGGGUAGUAAUAAUAAUAAAGGAAGAAUAAGAGGAGGAGGAGGAGGUAUAGGGAAUGAUAGGGAGGAUGGUAUAUGCAAUAACAACUACUACCCUAAAAGUAGAAGGCAAUUGAAACGUGAGAUGAAUAAUAAUAGAGUAGCAGUAGUUGGUAGUGGAGGAAGUGGAAGUGGUAUUAGUGAUGAUGCUAUGAAGAUGAUGGCUAGAGGAGGAUCAAGAAUGGGUAUAUAUAAACUACAUGGUGAUCUUCCUGCUGAGGAUAGAAAUGGUGCUAUGGCUGAUUUUACAGCAACAUCAUCAUCAUCAUCAUCACAUCAUCAUCAUCAUGAUGAUGAUGAAGGCGAUGUGAAGUCCUAUAUGACGACUAAGUUACUUAUAUGUACUGAUGUGGCGGCUCGAGGAUUAGAUAUUAAGGAUGUUGAUAUGGUUAUACAAUAUGAUGCUCCUACUACAUCUAUAGAGGAAUAUAUACAUCGUAUUGGUAGAACUGCACGUAUUGGUAAAUCUGGAUCUUCUAUAUUAAUGUUACGUCAACAUGAAAAGGAUUAUAUACAUCGUGUGGAGUCCUCUAUGAUCGAUAACAAUGAUGAUACCACCACUACCACCACGACUAAUGCCGCUAACAAUGCGAUCCAGAAGGACAAAAAGCAAUCAUCAUCAUCCGUUAUCACUGUUAUUGAUAAUACAACAUCGAUAGUACAAGAGAUAUCAAAGGCCGCUCCUAUGAAGUCACCAUUAUCUAUAAAGGCCGAGGAGAAAGAGGAGGAGGAGAAGGAUGAGUCUACUAAGAAGAAUAAAAAUAAGAGUAUUACUCCUUAUCAACGUAAACAAGCACGUAAAGCCGUCGUUAGGGAUAUUAAAGGAUACAUAUCAUCAAUGAUUGGUCGUCAUAUUGAGCAAGAUGAGUUAUUAUAUAACUCGGCAAGGAAGGCAUAUUUUAGUUCACUACGUGCAUAUCGUACAUACCCCCAUCAACUUAGAGAUAUAUUCGAUUUCCAACAAAUCGACUUUAGACUAUUUGCAUCGGGUUUUGGCCUCAAACAUGUUCCCAAGACUUCCUAUGAUGUAUCACAAUAUGAGAGUGGUCAUGGUCAGCAGCUAAAGAGGAAAUAUGUAGGACCAACGAAGAACAAUAACAACAACAAUGAAGAUUCAUCAUCAUAUUAUAAUAAUAAAGAAGUGAAGAAAGUACGUAUCAAGAAUGCUCAACAGUUAGCUCUAGAUGAGUUUGCUGCAUAAUAUGUCCAAUACUACUACUACUACCAAUCCAUU